Cololabis saira (Pacific saury) is the source of this 1155-nucleotide messenger RNA. Its product is annotated as zinc-alpha-2-glycoprotein-like. Gene Ontology annotation, biological process: immune response. The record is from RefSeq and is a predicted model, not a curated record. Gene Ontology annotation, cellular component: external side of plasma membrane. The transcript has 2 exons. Lineage: Eukaryota; Metazoa; Chordata; Actinopteri; Beloniformes; Belonidae. The coding region runs from base 34 to 1155 and encodes 373 amino acids.
CAGACGAUCGGGACUGAUCAGCGUCUAAUAAAUAUGUUUGUUCUCCAGCUGAUGUUGGGGUUUCUGCUCCUCCACCUGGUGAUGAGUUCAGGCUUUGGAAAUCACUCUCUGUGGGGGUUGUUCACCUACAUCUCAGGACCAACCCAGUUCCCAGAGUUCUCCAUGGUUAUGAUGCUGGAUGACAUCCAGGUGGGGUACUAUGACUCAAACACAGACCGACUGAUAAAGGUUGGUAAUGGAGGUGAGAAAGGGGAGGAGCUUGACCUGGGACAGUUAGCCUUGGAUGUGGUGCUGCAGAGUAUGAUGAAGAUGAGGACGAGGUUGGACAUAGUCAAAAAACAGCUAAACCUAACAGCUCCAGGUGUCUACGUUCACCAGGGGAUGGGGGCUUGUGAGAUCCAAGAAAACGAUCAGCAUGAUUUCAUCAUGUUCAGGGAUGGAGCAAAUGGUCAUGAUGCCGACAGCGUGCAGUAUAACAGGACUCACUUCCUGUACGGCGGUGGUGACGGUUGGGAUUUCCACUGGGACAUCAUGGAGCAGAGGUACAUGCAGAAACGUUUCUCAAACAUCUACCAGCCCUUAUGUGCCCAGAUUCUGCGACGCCUGCUGGAGAGUGAGAAGAACCGGGUGAUGCGUCGUGUUCGACCUCGACUACGCCUCCUAUCACAGCCGGGGAGGGGCGGGGCCCAGAUCACCUGUCUGGCCACAGACUUCUACCCUCGCCACAUCAACCUGACGUUGCUGCGGGACGGUGAACCCGUGGAUGAGGACCAAAUGACCGUUGGCUCAGUGCUGCCCAACGGCAACGGUCUCUACCAGCUGAGGAAGACGCUGAUGGUGGAUGAAGAGGAGCUGCAGAGGAAGCACAAGUACACCUGUGCAGCGUCUCACCUGAGUCUGGACAACCGGCUGGACGUGAGCUGGAGGGUGGAGUCUUUCCGUUCAUUCAGAGUCCAGGUCAUCUCUGCUCCCGUCGUCCUGAUGGUUGCUGCCGUCCUGCUGCUGGUGCUGAUGAUGAAGAUGAGGAGAUCAGGGUCAGAGGGCAUCUCCAUGGAAACACAGGAGAGUCCCGGAGCCAACACUGAAGAGGGAUUGGAACCAGGGGUGGAGGACUGGGACGUGACGGCUCCACUGAAGCAGAUUUCCUCCAAGUAA